Acanthopagrus latus (yellowfin seabream) is the source of this 1141-nucleotide messenger RNA. RefSeq names its product F-box protein 2 (gene fbxo2). Lineage: Eukaryota; Metazoa; Chordata; Actinopteri; Spariformes; Sparidae. Gene Ontology annotation, biological process: glycoprotein catabolic process; SCF-dependent proteasomal ubiquitin-dependent protein catabolic process. Gene Ontology annotation, molecular function: ubiquitin protein ligase activity. Gene Ontology annotation, cellular component: cytoplasm; SCF ubiquitin ligase complex. The transcript has 6 exons. The record is from RefSeq and is a predicted model, not a curated record. The coding region runs from base 180 to 710 and encodes 176 amino acids.
CUUUCCCCUCUCAGUCUCUCACUGUUUGUGCGGCGUUGCCCUGGCUAUAAAAGCCACGCAGUCACGAGGGCGCUGUCCUGCAGAGGAGCUCAAGUGAAAGUCAGAGAGGAAGACAAACAAAACACUAGGCUGCCAUUGCCUCCCCCUGACUACUGCGUCUUCACUGUAAAACUGCAAUCAUGACCAGAAACCUGCUGAAGAAUCCCAAUGGUGAAGAGCAGCUGGAAUUCUGGGACCUGACGGAGAACGGAGGGAGUCAGUGGAAGGUGGAGGACAUGCCAGGAGACUGUGGCCAUGACUUCUGCAUCGACGGAGUGUCCAAAUACUUUGUAACCUCGUUUGAGCUGUGUCUGAAGAGGCAGGUGAUCAACCUAGUGGAGGAGGGCUACACCCCUGAACAGCUGGAUGCUCAGCCUGUCGUCGCAGUGGAAGACUGGUACUGCGGGAGGACAGAUUGCGGUUGCACCUACCAAAUGGCUGUGUGUCUGCUGGAUGAGAAUCAUGAGGUCAUACAGGAGUUCAAACCUGAACAAGUGACUCUGGAUCCUGACACUGAUGACUGCUCGUGGAAACAGGUCAGCCAUAAGUUUACUGAGUACGGCCCUGGAUUGCGCCAUAUCUCCUUCGAACACGGGGGACAAGACAGCAAGUUCUGGGACGGUUGGUUUGGAGUCCGUGUCACUGGGAGCUCUGUUGUUGUCGACGUGUAAAUGAAAGAAUUACAGGAGAAUGAAACCAUGGAGUUAGGAAUACUGAAGGAGUGAGGUGGAGUAAUAGCAAGGCUCCACAGAGUGGAGUGUCAGUUUCAAGGUUUCAAGAGGACCAGCUUUGCCUUAUGCACUUAGCUUACACCUCUGUAUAUCAUACACAGUGCUGUUCAUGCUGUAGAAACAAGCUGCUGCUGUAAAGCCUACAGGUGCAAAGACACACCAUCAUGGUGGCCUGGCAGAUUUACUAAUCCCAUUAAAAUUACUGCUUGCGACCCAGUCAUUAAUGAUGAUCUAAUAACUACGACCUCUGCACACUGACUUACCCUGGAAUUAAACGUCAUGUUUUUGGUGGAGAGGGAUGUUGUAAGCAGUCGACUGGUUUGUCUUUCAAAUUGGAAAUGAUAGGAUGAAAUAAAUUCAUAAUUACACCA